This is a messenger RNA of Aspergillus ruber CBS 135680, 1992 nucleotides long. RefSeq names its product acetolactate synthase. NCBI's taxonomy places the organism in Eukaryota, Fungi, Ascomycota, Eurotiomycetes, Eurotiales, Aspergillaceae. Gene Ontology annotation, biological process: L-valine biosynthetic process. The transcript has 3 exons. The record is from RefSeq and is a predicted model, not a curated record. Gene Ontology annotation, cellular component: acetolactate synthase complex; mitochondrion. Gene Ontology annotation, molecular function: flavin adenine dinucleotide binding; acetolactate synthase activity; thiamine pyrophosphate binding. Bases 1 to 1992 code for a protein of 663 amino acids.
AUGUUUCGAGCCCGGCAAGUGACUCGGACGGCCAACGCCGCUGCUCACCAUCCACGGACUCCCAUUACCAUUCUGAGAAGACAAAGAAUACUUGGGAAAACCAGGGGAGCCGCCUCUGCUGCGACACAGUCAAUACCAACAAUAGAUGUCGCUGCUCCAAGCCUUCGUGUGUCACCGGCAGCGGCUGAUGAAUCGUUCAUCGGUAUGACAGGAGGCCAUAUUUUCCAUGAGAUGAUGCGGAGACAUAACGUGGAACAUGUCUUUGGAUACCCCGGCGGAACCAUUCUCCCCGUUUUUGACGCUAUCUACAAUUCCCAAUACUUCGAUUUCAUCCUCCCCAAGCAUGAACAAGGUGCAGGUCACAUGGCGGAGGGUUAUGCAAGAGCCUCGGGCAAGCCAGGUGUUGUCCUUGUCACAUCUGGACCUGGUGCCACGAAUGUCAUCACGCCCAUACAAAAUGCUCUCUGUGACGGAACCCCUUUGGUCGUUUUCUGCGGCCAAGUGGCCACCUCAGUCAUUGGAAGUGAUGCAUUUCAGGAAGCCGAUAUAUUGGGAAUCUCCCGCGCCUGUACUAAAUGGAAUAUCAUGGUCAAACAUACAUCCGAACUACCCCAGAGAAUCAACGAAGCCUUUGAAAUUGCCAUGAGUGGGAGACCAGGUCCCGUGCUCGUGGAUCUACCCAAGGAUACCACAGCUGGUGUGCUCCGGCAGGCAAUCCCAACUGCGUCCGCCUUGCCUAGUCUACCUGAAAUGCAGCAAACCAUUCCGAUCAAGUCCAUUUCUCGUGUGGCGGACCUGAUCAACAGGGCCAAGAGGCCGGUAAUCUAUGCCGGCCAUGGUGUCUUGAGCUCCGAAGGACCUAGGCUCCUCAAAAAACUCGCGGAUAAGGCCUCGAUCCCCGUAACCACCACCUUGCAAGGACUCGGCGCCUUCGACGAACUCGAUGAGAAAUCCCUGCAUAUGUUGGGAAUGCACGGUUCAGCUUAUGCCAACAUGUCAAUGCAGAAAGCUGAUCUCAUCAUUGCCCUUGGUGCACGGUUUGAUGACCGUGUGACCUUGAACAUCCAGAAGUUCGCACCUGCUGCGAAGGCAGCUGCGGCUGAUGGCUGUGGUGGUAUUGUACAUUUUGAAAUCAUGCCCAAGAAUAUCAACAAGGUUGUCCAAACUACCGAGGCCGUGGUUGGUGAUAUCUCAGAAAAUGUUGCCCACCUGCUUCCCCUUGUAAAGAAGACGACCAUGGUAGACCGGUAUGAGUGGUUCAAGGAAAUUAAUGAGUGGAAAGCACGGUGGCCCCUCAACCUAUAUGAGUGUUCUGAAGAACGAUCGCACUUGAUCAAACCCCAAUAUCUUAUUGAACAACUCAGCAACCUUACUUCUGAUCGCAAGCAUGAGACCAUCAUUACCACUGGGGUUGGCCAGCAUCAAAUGUGGACGGCACAGCAGUUCCGCUGGCGCUACCCACGCACCAUGAUCACAUCAGGUGGAUUGGGUACUAUGGGCUAUGGACUUCCUGCUGCAAUUGGAGCCAAGGUGGCUCGGCCAGAGGCUCUCGUCAUUGACAUUGAUGGAGAUGCAUCCUUUGCAAUGACGCUCACUGAGAUGUCUACUGCUGCUCAAUUCAAUAUUGGUGUGAAGGUCAUUGUUCUGAAUAACGAGGAACAGGGUAUGGUCACGCAAUGGCAGAACCUCUUUUAUGAAGACCGCUACGCACAUACUCACCAGCAGAACCCUGAUUUUAUGGCAUUCGCCAAAGCAAUGCGCAUCCAACAUCGCCGCAUCAGCAAGCCAGAGGAAAUCACAGAUGCUUUGACAUGGCUCAUCAACACGGACGGUCCAAGUCUGCUGGAGGUUGUCACCGACAAGAAGGUGCCUGUCUUUCCCAUGGUCCCUGCUGGGUCAGGUCUCCAUGAGUUUAUUGCGUUUGACGCCUCACAGGACAAGCAGAGAAGAGAUCGCAUGCGUCAAAGAACUUCUGGUCUUCAUGGAGAGUAA